Molecule: messenger RNA, 1273 nt
Organism: Daldinia loculata
Lineage: Eukaryota; Fungi; Ascomycota; Sordariomycetes; Xylariales; Hypoxylaceae
Exons: 2
Coding region: 219-980 (253 amino acids)
Molecular function (GO): acyltransferase activity, transferring groups other than amino-acyl groups
Source: RefSeq, a predicted model, not a curated record
UAUAGAAUGGCCCUAUUUAAAUUUAUAUUUUAACUAACUUAUACCUUUAAUCAUGUUAUAACCCUAUCAAUAAUCAAACGAGAUAGGAAGUAUUUCCAAGUAUUAGGUAAUGAAUUUUGCUUAUAUUUAAGGUCCGACUACGAUGACACAACUUCCUUCAAUAUUUCAUAAAGCUUCUCUCCACUUCCUCAUCAUCGCUAUUCUAGUAUUCUCACGACAUGGCUCGCCAACCUACAACGACUAAACCGCGAGAGGAAGAGCCUCGAGUUGAAAUCAUCGAUUGCGAGGAAGAUAUCAUCGCUGGAUUUGACUGUGCCUGCAAUGCGUUUGGGCACCAGGUUCGCGAUACCCUUUGGAUAGCUAUGAAUCCCGGAUGGGAAACCCCCGAGGGUAGAGCCCGUGUCGCAGCAAAGUUGGUUGAGAAAUGGCGCAAUGUCACAUACGACAACCAGGGAAAUGCAAACACUAUUUUUCUCAAGGCUACUGUUUCCGACCAAGGACGACCAGUUGUGGCUGGCCUGGCAGUCUGGGAUCAGUUAUCAAUAGUUGAAGGUUAUGGCGAACGGCCGUCUGAUGACCAACAUAUCUUGUCAAAUAUUGAGUCACUUUAUCCAGGUGACGAAGUCGAGCAGCGUUACCUUUUCCAGGUUAUGCGUUCGUUUGUAAAACGCCGUGUUGAGGUUGUCAAAGAAAAGGCAACAUCGCAUCCACCAGCAGUAAUGCAUCUCCGCUCGUGCUCCGUCGAUCCAGCUUACCAACGAAGGGGGAUUGCACUAAAACUAGCCCAAUGGGGUCUUGACGAAGCACGACGUCGAGGCGGUUUGGAAGCUGUUACCGAAGCAUCGAGUAUGGGAAGGCAUGUCUACUCCCGUCUAGGCUUUCAUGGCGAAGGGCCCGACAUGGAGUACGAAGUUGAUAGCGAAUUCCUCUCACGAGAAAGGCCACCCAACCUCUUUAUGCGCACUGGAACCAGCCAAUAGUGGUAGAAUGCGUUCUAAAUUAUACCCUUGCCUCGGCUGAUACUUAGGCUUCCCCUUCACUUAUAAAGAAGCUUAGUUAGUUAAUUACGUUAUUUACAUUACUCAUACAUUGUGCUUUCCAACAAUAAGAGUACAAUGUGCACUUGCACUUUGAUACAUAUUGAAACAAGAUCUUUAUGUGGAAAGGAUAGGUGGUCUGCUUUGAAAGAAAAACAAGGGCUAACAAACCAUAAAUGGAGAUAAACACUAAUUAUAUACCUAAUUAAUAGCAUUGUUUAUUAAAAGAAAAGAAA